UCUAAAAUACAAUAUACCUAAAACCCUCCAAUCAAACAUCCCCAUAAUUCUCUUUUUUAACCAUUUGUUCCUCGGAUCCUUUCCUACAUGUUUCAUAAUUCACCACCCACCUACUUUAUUUGACCGAAUUGCACGCCUUCAAUUUCAUAUUUCACUCGCUUCUUUUUGGUGACUGCCAUUACUCCACUUUUAUAAAGAAAGGCACGAAUUCAAGCCACAACCCCUGGGCUUCCCUUCCCACUCUUAAAUGCUCAUAACCACCACACUUCCAUAAACAAUAAAGUCCCACUUCAUCAGUUCAUCCCAUAAAAUCCAGCAACAAUAUUUCUAUGAACCUCACUAGCUAAACUCUUCAUUCUUCCACUAGCCAUGGCUGCUGCUUCUGCUCUUCUGCUAAUGGUGGCGGCAGCAUGCUUAGUGGUGCGCUUAGCAGAGGGACAAGGACUGGUGCCUGCCGUGAUGAUCUUCGGCGACUCGGUUGUGGACACAGGAAACAAUAACUACUUGCUCACUCUCGUCAAAUCCAACUUUCCUCCCUAUGGCCGAGACUUCACCACCACCCGCGGCGCCCCCACCGGCAGGUUCUGCAACGGCAAACUAGCCACUGACUUCACCGUGGAAAACCUGGGUUUCAGCACAUACCCGCCAGCUUACCUCAGCAGAGAAGCAACUGGGAAGAACCUCCUCACCGGUGCCAACUUUGCCUCUGCUUCCUCCGGGUACCUGGACAGGACUGCAAACCUUUAUCAUGCAAUAAGCUUAACCCAGCAGCUGGAGAACUAUAAGGAGUACCAGAGCAAGGUGGAGAAUAUUGUAGGUGGAAGAGCAAAAGCUGCCGGAAUAUUCUCCGGCGCCAUCAACAUCCUCAGUGCGGGGAGCAGCGAUUACGUACAGAACUACUACAUCAACCCCCUCAUCAAUGAAGCCUACACUCCUGACCAGUUCACCAACUUGCUCGUCCUCUCCUUCGGUUCGUUUGUUCAGAACAUGUAUGGCCUGGGAGCCCGGAGGAUUGGUGUGACAUCGCUGCCGCCAAUCGGUUGCUUGCCCGCCGCAAUAACCUUGUUUGGUGGUGGCAGCAAUAACUGUGUUGAUCGCCUGAACAAUGAUGCAGUUGCCUUUAACAAGAAGGUGAGCGCAGCUGCAGAAACGCUUAAGAAAAGCCACUCGGAUCUCAAACUUGUCAUAUUUGAUGUGUACAAUCCCUUGUUAGACCUCAUCAAGAACCCUGGGAACAAUGGUUUCUUCGAGGCACGAAAGGCAUGUUGUGGAACAGGCACCAUUGAGACUUCUCUUUUGUGCAAUGCGAGGUCGCCGGGGACUUGUGCCAAUGCCACUGGCUAUGUUUUCUGGGACAGCUUCCACCCUUCAGAAGCCGCCAACAAAAUUUUGGCUGAUGCACUACUGCUUCAGGGUAUAGAACUCAUCUCCUAGAUAGACUUAGCUAAGUUACCUAGCAUCCUCUCCCUGUAAGAAGUUAUUAUGAAUCAACGUACUCUGGAAAGGUGAGCAUGAGGUUAAGAAAACAAGACUUAAAAGUACUAUAGGCUUGGUUGAGGAAUGAUGAGCAGAUUAAAAAAUCAAACAUUAUAUGCUACUAUUCCCUGAGAGCCCGUCUUGUUUAUGGCUAAUGAUGAUGUAGAUUUGUCCAAUGAAGCAUAUAAAUGCAUGUUGUUCAAAUCCAUUGCAUGUGAGAUUGAAUGGGUUAUAAAU
This is a messenger RNA of Dendrobium catenatum, 1713 nucleotides long. Its product is annotated as GDSL esterase/lipase At5g03810. Bases 370 to 1434 code for a protein of 354 amino acids. Gene Ontology annotation, molecular function: lipase activity. NCBI's taxonomy places the organism in Eukaryota, Viridiplantae, Streptophyta, Magnoliopsida, Asparagales, Orchidaceae. The record is from RefSeq and is a predicted model, not a curated record. Gene Ontology annotation, biological process: lipid metabolic process. The transcript is spliced from 5 exons.